UUCAUAUGAUCGAAGCAAGACGGCGUUGUUCUCUCUCUCUCCGCACAGAGACACCAACGAAACAAAACAUCCAAUUUGCAUCAUCGUCAUCAUCAUCAUCAUCAUCAUCAUCAACCCUUUUAUACCAUUUACUCUCUUCUUUCCAAGCAUUCACCAAAACCACCCUUACACCAAAAACCACAAAAAAUUGGGGCAAGAAAGGUGUCCCACUUUCGCGAGAACACUUCCGAUCCAACGAUUUCUCUUGUUGUUAUCUUCAUACCCAGAGAAAAUAGUUUCUGUCUUCGCUUCUGUGUUGGAUUCAAUUGGAAAAAUCCUUGAAUGGAUCUUGGGUAUCUUGGCGUUCGGCGAUGAUUCGAGAAGGUUCUGUUUACGAUGGGAUUGAAAUCCGUUGGUGGGUUCUUCGCUAAACACCGAUUGUAGCACAAAAGAUAUUAGAAGAGGAAGAGCAAUGAUGAUGGUGGAAGUGGAAUUGGAAUUGGGGGAAGUGAAUCUUUGAGUUUGGAGGAGCUUUUGUUCUUUAAUCUUUGAGGGUGGUCUUUCUCUUGCUGUGUCAUGGAUGAGGCUAGGCCUCGGAAUAAUGAAACUGCUGCAUCAUCAUCAUCGCCUUCAGCUUCGCGGUUGCCGGUGUCUUCCGGAUGGCGUCCGAGCCGGGCUGUGUUUGCUCCUUAUGGGCCACCACAGGGUGAAGAAGCCACAGCUCAAAGGCCACAGAGAUUGAGAGUGGCAGUGACAGUGAGGAAGCCUUUGGUGGCAAGAUUGACCAAGGAAAUAGUUGAAACAUAUCAAACAUGCAAUCCAAAGUUUAAAUAUUCUGAAGAUCUAAAUCCAAAAAGAUUUUUGACCAGUCCAUCAAUUGGAGUGCUUAAUGAUGGCUAUGAUAAUGUAAACUCAGAUCUUAUUCUGACAGUGAAUUUUGUCUUGGUCCAUGUAGAGAAAAAUAAAAGAUAUAUUGUCAAAGAUCUUCUUGGCCAUGGGACAUUUGGUCAAGUGGCGAAGUGCUGGGAUUCAGAUACCAACAGUUUUGUUGCUGUGAAGAUCAUUAAAAAUCAACCUGCAUACUAUCAACAGGCACUGGUUGAAGUAACUAUAUUAACGACGUUAAAUAAGAAGUAUGAUCCUGAGGAUAAGCAUCAUAUUGUUCGUAUAUAUGAUUAUUUUGUGUAUCAACGGCAUUUGUGCAUAUGCUUUGAACUACUGGACACAAACUUGUAUGAGCUUAUCAAGAUGAAUCAUUUUAGAGGAUUAUCACUUAGCAUUGUUCAGCUAUUCUCUAAGCAGAUUUUAUGUGGACUGGCUCUAUUAAAGGAUGCUGGCAUUAUUCAUUGUGAUCUGAAGCCAGAAAACAUUCUUUUAUGUACAAGCACUGUGAAGCCAGCAGAAAUCAAAAUUAUUGACUUUGGAUCAGCAUGCAUGGAAAACCGCACUGUUUACUCCUAUAUUCAGAGUCGAUAUUACAGAUCCCCUGAGGUUCUUCUUGGAUAUCAGUACACAACAGCUAUUGAUAUGUGGUCCUUUGGGUGCAUAGUGGCUGAAUUGUUUCUUGGAUUACCAUUAUUUCCCGGGGCUUCAGAAUUUGAUCUUUUGAGGCGGAUGAUAGAGAUUUUGUGAAUAUAUUGCAGAGGACAGCCACCUGAUUAUGUAUUGAGGGAGGCAAAAAACACAAGUAAAUUCUUCAAGUGUAUUGGAAGUCUCCAGAGCAUAGAGAUUAGUGAGGGUUCCAAAAAUGGAAGAAGUGUUUAUCAAGCAUUGACAGAGGAAGAGUAUGAAGUUAGAGAAUUGAAGAAGCCAACCGUUGGAAAGGAGUAUUUUAAUCAUAUGAACCUUGAAGCAAUUGUUACAAACUAUCCCUAUAGGAAAAACCUGCCCAAGGAAGAUAUUGUCAAAGAAAGUCAAAUAAGAUUGGCUCUUAUUGAUUUUUUGAGAGGACUUGUUGAGUUCGAUCCUGCGAAACGAUGGUCACCUUUCCAGGCCUCAAAACACCCUUUUGUAACUGGAGAGCCUUUUACACAACCUUAUCAGCCUCCCCCAGAGACUCCUCGUGUGCCGGUUGUUCAAACUGUCAAGGUGGAUAAUCAUCCAGGUGGAGGGCACUGGUUUGCUGCUGGCCUGUCACCUAAUGUUCCAGGAAAAAAUAGAGCUUCGAUCUAUAGCAACGCACAUUUUCAGAUGAUGCAGUAUCCUCCUUCUAAUAGUUAUGGUAGCGUAGGAAGCCAUGGGAGCUAUAAUGAGAGCAUUGGGCUUGGUAGCAGCUAUGGAAGUUAUGGAGACAAUAGUAACAUGUUUCCUUACUAUUCACCGGUUGGUCCAUCUGGUAUGAACAUGCAUAACCCCAGCCCCUCUCAGUUCACUCCACCUAGUUCCUAUGGUCAAGUUGGUUCUCCCGGACACUACGGACCUACAUCUCCAGCGAGAGGAACCACUCAUGGAUCACCUUUGGGGAAGACACCUGCAGUUAGCCAAUUUAAUCGACGGAAAAACUGGGGAUAUUCGGGAAGUCCUCAACCUCAAGAAACAGUAUUUUCUUCACAUUGGCAAGGACAAGGUCCUGACAACUCAAGCCUUCCCGAGGGAACAUCCCAAGCCCUUGGCAGCUCCCCAUCUUACGUGCAGUCAAAUAUGAAUCCUGGAACCUGGAAGCAGCGAGGAAGUGGAGGGUUAUCUUCGAAUUUGGCAGUGCAGUCAACAGAGUUGGCUCAUGACAAUGCAGACUCAGGCAUGCCUGAUCCUGGAGAUUGGGAUCCUAAUUAUAGUGAUGAACUACUUCUGCAAGAUGAUGGUGCAGAUGAAAGUUCCUUGACAAAUGAUUUUUCUAGAAGCAUGAGUCUUGGUUCCACGGAACCAUGGGUUGGAUUGGGAAGGUUGAACCACGGAACCAGUACAAGCUCUCCAAUGAUCGUACAGAGAAUACCCGCAUCAGGUCAAGCAUUUUCUGGUGAGAUGGGUAGCUCUCCAAUGCAUCAUGAUCUUCAAUAUAUGUCAAAGCCUUUUCAUUAUAUACCUCAUGUUUUACAAAAUUCUCCAAGCCGAUUCGGUCACCAACCUACUCAAAGGUUUCCACAUGGUAGACCUCCCCAGAGCGGCGACUGGAAUCAACUUAAGGUUGCACCUCCUCCUCCUAGUUUCGGUAGUGUAGGCCAACGCUCUCCCAGGAAUAGCUCAUUCUCCAACAACAUGACAUGGGGGCGAAGAAUGAAUCCUCCGGUUUCAAGCAUGCCGCCAACAUCUCGCGCAAGAAAAGAUUAUGCAAGGAUUGACUAAAGCUGAACAACACCACAUAUCUGGUGAAAGAUCAGCAUGCAUGACGAGCCGAGUCUUAAAGAAAGGCCCCCAAAAAGUGAAAAAAGUGGUUGAAAGAUUUGGAAAAUACUAAAGAAAAGGGAAAAAAAAGCCAGUACCCAAAAGUUGAUUAGCGACCCCUUUUGUACCUUUGAUUAUUUAUUGUGAUUGCUGCAUAAAAAUAAUUUAUGCUUAUAUAGUUUGCAAAUUGCAUGCCAUUGAUCAUUUAUUUGGGUAUUGGUGUUUGGUGAAUGGUGCUUCAAUCCGCACAUGGCUUAUACAUUUUUGGUAAAAAAAAGGGGUUUCUUGUGGUUAAUUAAUGAUAUAUUUGUUAGCAGUGUGCAAAAGUUUUCAACUA
Messenger RNA from Arachis duranensis, 3637 nucleotides. RefSeq names its product dual specificity protein kinase YAK1 homolog. Gene Ontology annotation, molecular function: protein tyrosine kinase activity; protein serine/threonine kinase activity; ATP binding. The record is from RefSeq and is a predicted model, not a curated record. NCBI's taxonomy places the organism in Eukaryota, Viridiplantae, Streptophyta, Magnoliopsida, Fabales, Fabaceae. Gene Ontology annotation, biological process: peptidyl-threonine phosphorylation; peptidyl-serine phosphorylation. The transcript is spliced from 19 exons. Gene Ontology annotation, cellular component: cytoplasm.